GAACCUACAAGUGCUACAACUGGGAGCAGUGGUGCAAAAUCAAGGGCUUCGACCUCAGAAGGCACGCAGGGAAAGUCAACUACCACGUCAUCGCUUGGGAGAAAUGGAAAAGAAGCCAAAGCAGCAACCAGCGCGAGAGUCGGGAACAGGAAAAACAGAGAGAAGAGAAGCCAACGUGUACGACAGAUGGAGAAUCAAGCCCAGACAUGGUCGCAGUCAUCCUGGGAGAAGUGGCUGAGCGGGCCCCUGGAAGACAACGACAACAGAAACCUACAGAGAUCCUGGACACGAAGGAGACGGAAGCACAACUACCAACAAAGGUCAGAGUACCGCCGCCGCCAUCUGCGCGCGUUUCAGAAGAGUUGCUGCUCCAAAGAACGGUGGAAAACAAGAGAGAGCAAAGGCUGCCUUGGGAAGAGUGGGAGAAAGCACAGAAAAGGUACAUCAAGCAAAAGGAAUUGAGGGAAAGGAGCGAGCAAAAGAUGGCGGAAGAAGAAGGGGAAGACACAACAGAAACUGGGAAUAUGGAACGGGCGCAGGCCGAGGCUGCCCCGCCAGCGACUCAGGGAGACACCAACCCGUUGACACCGCUGAUCCCGGGAGAUGAAACACCCGUAGAAGAUGGGAGUGCGACAGAUGAGUUGAACUGUGAAGAAGGACGAACAGGAGAUGCGGAGGCGUGGCACAAGAAUACGAGGCCUGCAGAGCCACCAGGGCCAAGGGAAAAAGACCAGGAGCCGUCGGGCGGAGACUUCCAGCUAAAGAUUGAUCAACUGGCGUAUCUCACGCUCUGGAUGAAGCAAAGCGUGGGGAGUCAACUGGUAGAGUUGGGAGAAUACGAACCUGAGCAGAUGGAGAACAAGGAGAAGGACACCAUCGCGGCAAUCAACGCCCUCACAACCAUGGCAACCAGGUCGAGUGCGCCAUCCUCGGCCAAAGAUGUGGAUAGCCCAGGGGUGGGCAGCGUGGAGACACGAGUGGGACAGGUGAAAGCAGCAUUCACUGAGCGCAUGCAGGAGCAGGUCAACUUGCUAACAGCAAUCACCAACACUCAGAGCCAACACGCGUCAGACCUCAUCAGCCUGCAGCAGAAAGACAAAGCAAACCAGGAGACAUUCACCGACGUCCAGCAGAGACUCACCAAACCGGAAACCGCACCGUCACCCCCGCCCAGAGCCAACUCCAGCACGACAGCAGAGGAAAGGCAACCGGCACUUAUUCUGGGCGGACGGGCGGAUGAUCAAGAUGCAGCAAUUACCCAACAACUUGCCAAAGAUGCCACAGCCAGUCUCCAAUCGGACAUAGACAUGCAAGAUGCAUUUGUGCCAGGAGUUAGGCGGGGAUACCUGGUGGUCCCGUACACAGCCAGGCAACAGGAAUCCGAGGGCAACACGUACACCUUACCCAAGCCAUACAGAAAGUUCGACAAGCCAACCAAACCACCGGCGCAGUCAAUCCAGAUGGCCAAGUCAAGCCAACCCACAGCAAGAUGCCCGUUGGGAUGGCUGGAUGCAGAGACUGUUGGCAACUACACCAAGAAGAGCAAGGAUACCAUCGUGGCGGCGUGGAACACUUUGCUGGAGCCCCUGCUCCAACUGACCAAGACGAGAAACGUGCGCCGCAUCACGCCCCAAGAGGGAUCACGAGAUGCGGCCCUUAGUGACCACGACGCCCUCACGGCUGAAGUCACCACACAGUCCCGCGCGAGCAAGACCAGACAGCCCUUUACGCACCAUCCCAACAAGAGAAUCAAGAUGCUGGGCGCACGCAUUCCCCCACCUCCGCAUGCAGCACACCCUUGGGACAGUCUCACCCAGCUCGCCCUCAACAUCGCAGAAGCAUAUGCCCAAGCCCAGGUUCCAAGAAAGCAGACAGCCCAAAAACCACAGACACAAGCUGGCCUCAGGACAAAUCUCAGCGGACCAGAGAAGGCAGCGCUGGAAGAGGGAGAGGAAACAAUGGGAUCACACCCGAGCAGUCAGGGCAGCAAAAGGCGAUUGGCAAGCGUACAGGCAAAGCAAGGACAGACCACAACAACAAUAACUGCUCUGGGGACAGCGGUUGCUGGCGCACUCACAGUGGGAACACCAGAUGAUUACCCACUUCGAGUCAAUCUUCAAACAACUACCAGAAAAAAAGCGCAGUCGGAGUUCAGCAGAAUGAGGGGCCUGCUCGACAAGCAGCGCAAGCUGUCGCCGUUCCAACCAGUGACCGUGGAUGAGCUAAGCGAGAUACAGGACAAGUGGGGCAAGAUAAAAGCUACGGGAUCCAACGAAGCACUUAGAUUCUUCUUGGCGCAUGACGUCGCAGCAGCCAAGCUAGUAUGGGUGCUGGAUGACGCAUUAUACAAAUGA
Symbiodinium pilosum is the source of this 2354-nucleotide messenger RNA. NCBI's taxonomy places the organism in Eukaryota, Dinophyceae, Suessiales, Symbiodiniaceae. The record is from the annotation of a GenBank genome assembly.